CCUCCCCUCUCCCCCCCCCCCCCUUAUCCCCUUCCAAACCGAGUAACUUCCAAUUCAAUGGCUUUCACACACUCUCUCCUCCAACUCCCUCCCAUACACUCCCUCAAACUCUCCACUCCAUUCCUCCAUGGCUCCACUCCUCUCUCCCUCUUCUCAAAACCCACUUCCUCUCUCACCUCACCAACCCCACAAUCCCACUCCUUCACCUUCCUCCCUCCCAUCAGAGCCAUGAAAUCACUUCAAGGCAAAGUGGUUUGUGCCACAAACGACAAGACCGUGGCUGUGGAAGUGGUUCGCUUAGCACCUCACCCAAAGUACAAGAGGCGUGUCAGGAAGAAGAAGAAGUACCAAGCUCAUGACCCAGAUAACAAGUUCCAGGUUGGGGACAUUGUGCAGUUGGAGAAAACCAGACCCAUUAGCAAGACCAAGACUUUUUUAGCUGUACCAGUGCUAAACAGGAAUUUGAAGAAGAAAGACACUGAAAAAGAGGAGCUUGGGAUUCCGUUGGAGUCUCAGCAGCAGGCUUAGUGUGAGGUCUUCUUCUAUUGUUAUUGUUCAUUUUUUUUUUUUUUUUUUGGUAAUUUUGCAAUGCUUUUGUGCUUUAACUUCAUGUGAUACUAUUUGAAAUUUAAUGUAAUUUCAUGGGCAUGUUGUUAAUGCUUGAA
This is a messenger RNA of Quercus robur (English oak), 665 nucleotides long. RefSeq names its product 30S ribosomal protein S17, chloroplastic. Gene Ontology annotation, biological process: translation. The transcript has a single exon. Lineage: Eukaryota; Viridiplantae; Streptophyta; Magnoliopsida; Fagales; Fagaceae. Gene Ontology annotation, molecular function: structural constituent of ribosome. The record is from RefSeq and is a predicted model, not a curated record. Gene Ontology annotation, cellular component: ribosome. Bases 58 to 528 code for a protein of 156 amino acids.